AUGGAGAAGAGAGGUGCCAUCUUCUUCUUGUUCUCUAUUUUCUUUUGGUCUGAUACAUUCUUUCUCUCCUCAUGGACUUAUGUUAAUGCCUCUCUAUACAAUAUCUCUGCUGUCUUUGCAUUUGGGGACUCAACCCUUGACACCGGCAACAACGACAACCGUAACACGAUAUUUAAAGCCAAUCAUCCUCCAUACGGGCGUGAUUUACCCGGUCAUGUGCCCUCAGGCCGAUGUUCUAAUGGAAAGAUCAUGCCUGAUUUUGUGGUUUCCCUUUUAGGGAUUAAGGAUUUCCUACCAGCUUACUUAGAUCCUAAGGUGACUGACCUAGACCUUAUUACUGGUGUUAGCUUUGCAUCAGCUGGUUGUGGCUUGGAUAGCUUCAUGGGUCCCUUAUAUAAUUUCACAUAUAUGUCAACCCAAUUGGACUACUUCAAGGAAUGCCUAAAUCGGAUCAAGAAAAGAUUUGGUGCAACAAAUAUUGUUGAGAAUGCAUUGAUCAUCGUCGGCGCCGGAUCCGUCGACAUGUUCAACUACUACGACUUACAUGUUAGGGGAGUUCAAUAUUCAGUUUCAUCUUACCAUGAUCUCCUCCUUCAAAACCUUGACCCAAUCGUUCAACAUCUUUAUAAGAUGGGAGCAAGAAAGAUUGCGAUAUCUGGCCUCCCACCGAUUGGUUGUGUGCCAUUUCAAAGGCUACUCGGCGCCAUCCUACCAAUUCCGAAAUUGCCGAACUACGGUUGUGUGGAUCAACAGAACUAUGAUUCUCAGGCUUACAAUGCAAAGCUGCAAGACCUAAUCAGAAAGUGGAAAGCUUCACUUCCUGGGGCUAAAUUUGCUUAUGCAGAUAUAUAUGAUCCCUUGAUGAACAUAAUUCUCAACCCUAAUAAAUAUGGUUUUGAGGUAACGAAUAGAGGAUGCUGUGGCACUGGGUGGGUAGAAAUGGGUUAUACAUGCAUCUCUACAACACCAAUCUGCUCAGACGCUUCCAAGUAUCUGUUUUGGGAUGCCAUACACCCCACACAAGCUGGAAACCAGAUGAUUGCCAAUUCGCUUAAAGAAACUGUGCUUCCACAACUCAUCAAUUAGAUUUUUCAAUUAUUAUAAUUGA
Telopea speciosissima is the source of this 1108-nucleotide messenger RNA. RefSeq names its product GDSL esterase/lipase At2g40250-like. Gene Ontology annotation, molecular function: hydrolase activity, acting on ester bonds. Bases 1 to 1086 code for a protein of 361 amino acids. The transcript has 3 exons. The record is from RefSeq and is a predicted model, not a curated record. NCBI's taxonomy places the organism in Eukaryota, Viridiplantae, Streptophyta, Magnoliopsida, Proteales, Proteaceae.